UUUCUGACAUCAAUCCAACAGCGGCAGUGGAAUAGGCGCCCGAACGAGAGAGAGAGAGAGACAAAGACGAUACGAUCGAUGAAGUCCACUAAACGGUAGUGACCGUACGAUAUCAACCACCAGCGUAUCACUUGGGUGAGAUCUCCUCGACGAUCAGUUUCUGUCGUAGCAUUCUUGAAGUGACUCGAGUUUUUGUGGAGUAUUUUUCUUAAGAUCCACUCAACUAUGUUGGUUUGAAGUGAUUCGUCUAUUCAUACAUACUACGCAGCCUGCAGAUUGAAACGUUAAGAUGCUACGAAAGUUUAAAUUAUGGAUGCUAAUUAGUGUUGUAUUGAUUAUUGGAAUAAGCUGCACUGUUGCUGAAACUCAAAAGGAAAAUAACUGGAUACGUAAUGAUCAUUCAGACAAGGCUUUCCUAAUACAAAAUGCACGAUACAAGCGCCAAUUGGGCCUUUCUGGAUUUCCAACAGUUAAUCUGUUCGAAAAAGUGGCCAUGGAUACCGCAAAUGUUUUCAAAAGUGUGAAUCAGCAGAUUGGAGCAACCAUCAACCAGUUGUCUCGACCGUAUGCACCAGGUUCGACUGGAAUAAUUAUUGGAAUAGGCGUUCCUGGAGUUACUCAAAAUCCUUAUGGCCAGGUACGUCCGGGUCAACCCUAUGGAUACCCGCCGCCACCUCAUGGUGCGCCCCCACAUCACGGUCCACCUCCACCUCAUGGACCACCACCACCCCAUGGACCACCCUCACCUUAUAGACCACCUCAACCUUAUGGUCCACCGCCUCCUUCAUAUGGACGCCCACCACCGCCGCCUCCGCAACCUCCACAUGGCGGAUUUCAACCAAACAGACAUGAACAUCACGGUCAUGGUCACCAUCAUGGUCACAAUCAAGGUCAUGGAUCUGGAUACGCUAAUGGAUAUGAGCAUGAUAAGUAUAAUGAGAAUGGAUAUGGUCAAGGUAAUGGUCAGGACGGUGAUUUUGGAAAAAAUAAGCCAGGUCAAGGACAAACACCGGUAAAUUCUGGGCAACCAAUAAUUCCAGGCAAUAACAAUGGUCCGACUUCUACAAACACACCUGUUCCACCACCUCCGGAGCCUCCAGUCCCAGCUCCACCGCCACCUACAAUUCCCAGCCAACCUCAACCACCAGUUCCCUCCCCACCGCCACCACCUCUGCCACCAGUACCUUCCCCACCGCCACCACCACAACCAGUUACGGUUGCACCCACACCAGCUCCAAUCCCUUCUACAACUACGGAGACUAUUGAAUAUGUAACUUACGACAUUGAUAUCAGAGGUGGAUUUGAUACCCGUAGAAAACGACAACUCAUUCCCAACCUAUUUAAUUCUAUUGGAAACAUCGUGCAAACCGGAGUUAACUUAGCCAAUCCAGCAAACUAUCAACAACCCGGCAGAAAUCCUUUGUUUCCGGUGCUUGGAGGAUUCGGCCAAUCCUUAAUUUCACAAACCCAACCAUCCAAGCCAGGACAGUUCAGCGGAAAUCAACAACAGACUGUAACUCAAGCACCAUUCCAACCUGCUCCGUCGACACCUAGGCCAACUUUCCAAAACAACAACGCUGCUCAAAUUCAUUCACCAUCUACUUCACCACCACCUGCACCACCCACUUCGGCGCCAAAAACUUCAACAACAGCAGAUGCACUUCCCGAGCUCAAUCUUCAGAGCUUAGGUGGUUCUGAUUUCACCUGGACAGCGGAAAAUAUCGGUGCCCAUCGGACACGCCGAGGCACAGACUCAUUUUUCUUCCCAGAUGACGAGAUCUUUUCCCGUCCCGUACCAUUCACACCCGCCGUCAAACAACCGUUCACUGCAUCCCAAGCCGGAGGUCAAUCCCAGUCACAAAACACCAUUGGAGGUUUCGACCAGAGCAGCGGGUCUCAAUCUCAAUCGCAAACCGUUCAGAACGAGCUGGGACUAUUCAACCAGAACGGAGCAGGAAGUACCUCAGGAAACGUCGCCACCGAUGGUUCUUCCGGUCAACUGAGUGCCGCCAACACGAUGCAACAGAGCUUCCAAACGGCCGACUCGUCCGGCAGCAAAAAUGCCGCUCAAAGCCAAUCGGCUAAUUUUGACAAAAAGGGCAACUUGGCACUAACCUCUUCCAAUGCCAACACGAACUCAAUCCGUGAGAAGGACCGAUUCAAGGAGCAGUCCAAUGCGGGAUCAUCCGCCACCUUGCAGAACCAAUUCGGAACAUCGUCCAACAAUGCGCAAAGCAAUUCGGAAACUUUCUCCGAGAACGGUAUCCAGGGAAACAAAAACACCGCAUCCAGCCAAUCACUGCAGACCAACAAGGACGGUUCGGUGUCAGGAUCGAACUCGAACACGAUGAGUAACACGUUCAAUGGCCCGAACGGACAGCAAGGAAGCUCCUCAUCGAGCCAAUCGUCGAGCUUCAAUCAGGGAAAACCGGCUGCCGGGGGUGCCUCGUCUAGUGCAUCAUCAUCAUCCGCGUCUUCCAGCUCGUCCGGCAAUGGCGGUUCGUUUAGCAUAAGUGGAUCGUUCGCGGGUAUUCCCCAGUUUCAACUUUUUCCCAACAUUUUCAACCAGUUGAAAGGGAAGUGAAAUGUGGGGAUGGUAACAUAAAGUGAUUGUAUCAUAAGUGAAAUAAAUUAUAGUUUCAGAAAUGUGUA
This is a messenger RNA of Armigeres subalbatus, 2652 nucleotides long. RefSeq lists its product as uncharacterized. The transcript has 2 exons. The record is from RefSeq and is a predicted model, not a curated record. Bases 290 to 2584 code for a protein of 764 amino acids. Lineage: Eukaryota; Metazoa; Arthropoda; Insecta; Diptera; Culicidae.